AUGACCUCGGAGCAAGAACCCGAUCUGAUGGCUUUUACGGAGACUUGGCUAUCCUCGGAUAUUUCGGACUCAGAGGUAUUUAUUCCAGGGUAUCAACUAUCCCGUGCGGAUCGUCUAGGAUGGAGAUCCGGGGGCGGUGUCGCACUUUACUGGAAGUUAGACCUUAAAGUUCACACAGUGGAAGCCAUGUGUGAUCUCGAUGGAGGAUCGGAAAUUCUUUGGAUUAGGGUUCACGAUGGGUUCCGACCGCUCAUAGUCGGCGUUAUCUACAGAUCCCCUUUGGGGUCAGGAUCCCACCUGAUAGACUCUAUGAGGAUACACAGGGGAGGCAAAGAUUGUUUGAUUGUGGGUGACUUCAAUGCUCCGGCCGUAGACUGGGAUGCGCUUCAUUGUAAUUUAUCUCCAGACUCUUUUGAUACGCGUUUAUUAGAAAUAGUCCUCGAAUGUAACCUAACGCAACACGUUUUAUCCCCUACCCGUUUUUUUCCAGGCCAUGUGCCACACAUCCUUGAUCUUGUUCUCACACCAAGCUCAUCAGAUGCUUCCACUCUAGCCAUUCUUCAGCCUCUUUGGAAAAGCGAUCACUGUGUAGUCUCCUUUUUCUGGACACGACAGUUAGCUAUCAAUGUCCAAGGAGCGCACCGCCGAAACUUCUGGCGAACUGACCCCCUCCGCUUAAAAUUGGCUGCCGGCCUCAUGGACUGGAACAUCCCUCAUCAGUUGGAUCUCGAUGCUGCUUGGGACCUUUUGUGCUCCAAGAUGAUGUUUAUCAUUGACCGGGUUGUUCCAAGGGUUAGAAAACAAUUUUUCUCCAAAGGGCCCCCAUGGAUAGAUCGGGAAAUCAAAUCGCCCAUGAUGAGAAGGCGGAAACUUUGGGGCCGGUUCAAGUUCACUCAGACGGCACAAGAUUACGCGCAUUACAAAGAGGCUAGAAAUUUAUGUACCCUGAGAAAGCGUGAGAAGCGAGAACUAUAUGAGCAGCAUCUGGCCGAGCAAUCUGUGCUUAAUCCGAAAAAGCUUUUCGCAUACUUAAAAAGAAGCACCAAAGCUGGCAACGGUAUACCCGCACUGUAUUCAAGCAAAGAGGACACCGUGCUUCAUGAUGACAUGGCGAAAGCUUGUCUACUAGCUUCGCAAUAUUCUUCUGUGUAUACGACGGAGGCGACAUUAGUUGUUGAGGACACUCCCUGUCACUCCUCUCCAUUAGAGCAUGUUGAAAUUACCACUGACAGAGUAUUGGAACUACUUCUUGACUUGAACUCGAAUUCUUCACUGGGUCCCGAUGGCUUACAUCCCCUGUUCCUCAAAGAGGUGGCGGAGUUCAUUGCUGCACCAAUUUGUCAAGUAUUUCGUAGCUCACUUGAAGCAGGUCGUCUCCCAACUAAAUGGAAAGCAAAUGUUGUGAAACCGAUGUACAAAGGUGGGAAUCGCCAAGAUCCUGUGAACUACCGACCGAUUUGCCUGUCAUCAAUCCUCCGUAAAACCACGGAAAGGAUUUUGAAACAGGCCUUGCACCUUCACCUUGAGAAAUUGGACGUCAUCUCUCCUGCUCAACACGGAUUUCGGAGGGCACGCUCUUGCAUUACCAAUCUGCUUGUUGCCCGAGAAAAAUGGGCGCAGUCAGUGGAUGCUGGUCAUCGCCUUGACGUAGUUUUU
This is a messenger RNA of Dicrocoelium dendriticum, 1656 nucleotides long. Lineage: Eukaryota; Metazoa; Platyhelminthes; Trematoda; Plagiorchiida; Dicrocoeliidae. The record is from the annotation of a GenBank genome assembly.